UUGAAUCCUCUCCCCCACAGAUCUCUAUCAUUCAUCGCCAUUCUCCUUCUCCUUCUUCUUCGUCUUCACUGCCACACUUUCGUUUCCCGUUGACAAAAAGGAGGAUAUAAAUAAUUCAGGAUUUAAUUUAAAAAAAGAUGGCAGCUUCAAGCUUCUCUGGUUUAGAAGGUCAGAAAGAUGAACACAAUUCUGGUAAAAGACAUGGAGGAAGACAUGGAUCUAACAGAAGAUGAUUUCAGAAAUGUCUCUGGCCAGUUCUCAAGGGAUACAUCCACAGCCACGACGGUUAGAGAUACUGUCAAUGUCAGUGCUGAAACUGUGAAAGUGGAUGUUAGUUCUAAAACUGGUGUUAAAAGAGCCAGAACAAUCUCUAACGAGCAUCAACCUUCAGUCCAUGUUACUUAUAAACACUUAACAAGAGCUAGCAAGCAGAAGCUGGAAAGCUUACUACAGCAAUGGUCAGAAUGGGAAGCAGAACAAACUUCUCUUCUUUGCCAAUCUGAUCAGGAUCAAGAACCAGUACUAGAAUCUGGUGAGGACACAUACUUUCCUGCUUUGCGUGUGGGAUUGCAGAAGUCAUCAUCUGUGUCAUUCUGGUUCGACUGCAAAACUGGUCAGGAUUCUCUAAAGGAGUUUGUUCCAGUGGAGAGCAGCACUACUCCUCUUUAUAACCGUAAAUUCACAAUUGGUUUAGAUUCAACCGUUGGCUCAAGUAACGUGGAAGGAGGCUUGGAGAUUAUCGAUGAUGAUCCUCCACGCUGCUUCAACUGUGGCGCAUACAGUCAUUCAAUGAGAGAAUGUCCAAAGCCUUUUGAUCGAUCAGCUGUUAGUAUUGCACGGAGACAGCAUAAAAGCAAAAGAAGUCAAAGUUCUCGUCUACCUUCUAGAUAUUAUAAGAGCGCUCAAGGUGGAAAAUAUGAUGGCUUGAAGCCUGGCUCACUUGAUCCAGAGACUCGUCAGCUUCUUGGUCUUGGGGAACUGGACCCUCCUCCGUGGCUUCAUAGGAUGCGAGAGAUUGGAUAUCCACCGGGAUAUUUAGCUGUGGAAGAGGAUCAUCUCUCUGGAAUCACUAUAUUUGACGAGGAAGAGACUGAACCACCAGAAGAAGGGGAAGUGAAAGCUGAGGACGGUGAGAUAUUGGAAGUAGCAAGCUCUUCAGAGCCGGAAAGGAAAAUGACAGUUGAGUUUCCCGGUAUAAACGCACCUAUCCCAGAGAACGCAGAUGUGUGGAUAUGGCAACAGAGGAAGAACACAGGGUAUGGUUACAAUCAUGAUCACCAAUACAGAGGAGGCGUAAUGGGACCUCCAGGUGUGGAGCUUUCGUCGAGUUAUCCUCCAAGGUAUGGUGGUGGCAUUAGAUAUGAUCACGGGUUAGGUUCAAGAGCAAGAAGCCCUGGCUCGGAAUCAGAAAGAAGGUAUUACUACUCUCCGUAUAAUCAAGAUUUGAGGUAGAGAGAGAUAGAGGAGAGUGAUUUAGAUUUUAGCAGCAGGAGAUGGAUUAAUUAGUGAGUGAAUGUGGGAAAUGUAUUGUAUUGUUUAGGGAGCAAUGUUUCUUUUUUUUUUGGAUCUCGCUGUAACGAGUGCUAACAUGCAUGGUGUUUUUCUUUAUUCAAGGGAGGUUUCGUUUUGUAACAGUUACACCAAUAUGGAGGUUUAUUAUUCAUUUACCUCUCU
Molecule: messenger RNA, 1674 nt
Organism: Raphanus sativus (radish)
Lineage: Eukaryota; Viridiplantae; Streptophyta; Magnoliopsida; Brassicales; Brassicaceae
Exons: 9
Coding region: 178-1452 (424 amino acids)
Cellular component (GO): catalytic step 2 spliceosome
Molecular function (GO): RNA binding; zinc ion binding
Source: RefSeq, a predicted model, not a curated record